Molecule: messenger RNA, 1460 nt
Organism: Tetranychus urticae (two-spotted spider mite)
Lineage: Eukaryota; Metazoa; Arthropoda; Arachnida; Trombidiformes; Tetranychidae
Gene: Cdc2rk
Product: cyclin-dependent kinase 10
Biological process (GO): regulation of mitotic cell cycle; protein phosphorylation
Cellular component (GO): nucleus
Molecular function (GO): ATP binding; cyclin-dependent protein serine/threonine kinase activity
Source: RefSeq, a predicted model, not a curated record
UUUUAAUCGAACAGCUGAUAUUGUACUGUCAUUUUCAAAAAAAGCAAAUCGUAAAUGUUAAUUUAAGAGUUUAAUUUUACUUUAAGUUGAUAACAAUUAAUUUAUUUAUUUUUUAAUUUCAUCAUUUCAAUAAUAUCGGUGGUCAUAUUGUUUCAUGUGUUAUCUUUCCAUCUUGACAGUGUUAAACGUUGACUUCAAGUUUAGAUAUUUUGCUUUUUUGUAUGUUCUGCUUUGAUUGACAUCAGUGUAUGAUUGCAGGUAUUUCGGUUUAGACACUUCAGUUUAUAUCAUGGAAGAAGAUAAAGUGCUUCAUUUUACUACUUUUUAUGGACAAUCUGUUGAAAUUCCUUUCGAGCAACUGCCGGGACAGUCAAGAUCGAUUCACGAAUUUGAUAAACUUGAUAGGGUCGGAGAAGGCACUUACGGAAUCGUUUAUCGAGCUAAAGACAAAGUGAAAAAUGAAAUUGUGGCAAUUAAAAAGAUUCGCAUGGAAAGAGAAAAGGAUGGAGCCCCUAUUAGUGGAAUUCGGGAAAUCCGUAUUUUGAUGAGUGUACGCCAUGAAAAUGUUGUUCAACUUCUGGAUGUUGUUGUAGGACGUAGCUUGGAAUCAAUUUUUCUGGUCAUGGAAUACUGCGAGCAAGACUUAGCCUCACUUCUUGAUAAUAUGCAAAGCUCAUUUUCAGAAGCUCAGAUAAAAUGCAUUAUGAUUCAGCUCUUUCGUGGUCUUCAACAUCUCCAUAAAAGUUUCAUUGUCCAUCGUGACUUGAAAGUAUCAAACCUUUUAUUAACAGAUAAAGGAUGUCUCAAGAUUGCGGAUUUCGGACUGGCUCGUAGAUGCAGUGUUCCAGCUCAACCUAUGACUCCACAAGUGGUAACUUUAUGGUAUCGAGCUCCUGAAUUAUUGCUUCAAUCCAAGAUUCAGACUACGGCAAUUGAUAUGUGGGCAGCAGGCUGUAUUCUCGGUGAACUAUUCUUGCAUAAACCUCUUUUUCCUGGAAGAACAGAAAUACAUCAACUUGAAUUAAUAAUUGAUCUGCUUGGAACUCCUAAUGACCAAAUUUGGGAUGGUUUCUCUGAUCUUCCAAUACUCAAGAACUUCAGUCUUAAAAGACAACCCUACAAUAAUAUAAAACAUGUGUUCACAUGGCUAUCUGCAGCAGGUCAAAGAGUUCUCAAUUUUCUAUUCAUGUACGAUCCUACCAGAAGAGCAACAGCUGAAGAAGCUUUACAAAGCUCUUACUUCAAAGAAAAUCCUUUACCUUGUGAACCUGAAAUGAUGCCAUCUUUUCCUCAACAUCGUAUCCGUCGCGGUAAAGAUAUUAAAUAACUCAAGAAUUUGGACCUAAAAACUGUAAAUACGAUUAGUCUUAACUUUUAUAUCGAUAACUUUUCAUAUUUAAAACUCAAACUUCAUUCUUUAUUUCUCAUUAAAAAAUGCAAUUAGUAAUUAAAAUUUGUUU